This is a messenger RNA of Owenia fusiformis, 959 nucleotides long. NCBI's taxonomy places the organism in Eukaryota, Metazoa, Annelida, Polychaeta, Sabellida, Oweniidae. The record is from the annotation of a GenBank genome assembly.
AUGGAUUUGCGUGCAAUAGAUAUGCUUUUUAGCAUCGUAUGUGCAGUAGCAACAAUUGUAAUCAGCGCACCAACCAUGACAAGUGAACCAGAGACAUCAAGGAAGGGUGGUAAAGAACAAUCAAUGGGACACAGUAUUCGUCACUUCUCCCGCUUUAGAAACUACAUGCUUGCCCUGCUAGACGAUAAUCAAGACAAUACAAUACUAAAAGAAAACAACCUCAUGGACACUUUACUAUCAAGCCAAAAAACAUUUAAAAAUCAACACCAUAUAAAAACCAAGAAGCGAAAAAACAAAUCAUCUAAGAAGGCUAGGAAAUGGCAACAUAAAGACACUAAAAUGUUUGUCGAUGCUUGCAAAUCCAAAUCUCAGUUCGAAAGAGUAACGACUGGUAUAAAUAUGGAUAUGGAAACGGUGGAGGUCCUGCCGAAUACAUUUGUGUGGACGAGUAAAUGUGUUAAAGAAAAUUCGAAAUGCCACAGUUAUGGUUACGGCGUAGAAACACAAUGUCAACAGAAAAAUGGCUGGGUGCAAGUUGUUUCCAGACUAUCACCCGAUCAUGCAUGGAAACACGAUUGGAUAGUUGUAGAAAAUGGUUGCAGUUGUGCUAUCAGGCGCAUUGAUUAAGAAAUCAAAAUAUAUACACGUAUUUUUGUAUUCACUUAAUUCUAGACGUAUGAAUCGUAUUAAUUUGUGAUUUGUUAGACAUAUUGUUAUUACGUUCUUUUGUCAUAUCACUGUUUGUGAGACGAAUUAUCUCGUCAUUAUUAAGGUCCUUUUUGGUCCUAUUUGACCAUUAAAUAUAGGUCCAUAUGGUAGGGAUACUUUUGCUUUGAUGUUUCACUGUUGCAAUCAAAUAUCUUAAUUUGUCCACUAUAAUCUUGGCUAAGUAAUGGACGAUCCAUUUCGACUAGAAUAUAAUGUUAUUCUAAAAUACUAAAAUAUGAUCUUUUCAAUUC